Messenger RNA from Phragmites australis (common reed), 2592 nucleotides. Its product is annotated as calmodulin-binding protein 60 D-like. Lineage: Eukaryota; Viridiplantae; Streptophyta; Magnoliopsida; Poales; Poaceae. Gene Ontology annotation, biological process: regulation of salicylic acid biosynthetic process. The record is from RefSeq and is a predicted model, not a curated record. The transcript is spliced from 7 exons. The coding region runs from base 764 to 2245 and encodes 493 amino acids. Gene Ontology annotation, cellular component: nucleus. Gene Ontology annotation, molecular function: DNA-binding transcription factor activity; calmodulin binding; sequence-specific DNA binding.
ACAGUCAACAAGCACACGAACGCAAUGCAAUGCAAGGGAGACGAGCAGAAUCCCUUGCUUGCUUUGUUUCCCUCCACUUUGCACUUCCUUUCUUCCCUCGCUCCGAGCACCUCCCCCGCGAAAAGCUCGCCUUUGUACCCAUCUUUCAGCCCCAAAAGCCUACCCGUCCAGGGCAUCCACAGCCCAGUUCAUGGCCCUCGACCACUUCUCCUCUGCUUCCUCGAAGCUUCUCCAAUCCAGCCACGCACCACCGCGGCCCGCCUCCCGAUGCGCCCCGGCGCUGCCCAUUCCGUCUCCAUCUCCGUCUCCGCGCACGGCCAUGCACGCACAGCUAGCUGAUAGCCCCGCCCCUGGGCGCGCUUUGCUGCUUUCUGGUCUGACAAAAUCCCGCGCCCUUUCUGCAGGCGACGGCACUGAAAGAGAGGAGCCGAGGAGCUAUGAGGAGCGAAAAGCCGAAAGCCCCCGGUGGGUGGCCGAGCCCGCCCCCGAAUCUUGGCAUUUCUAGGGAUUCUGUCAUUCUGAUGAGGCGCGCGCGGGCGGAGGCGCUUUGCGGUCUUUUGCCGGCCGGGGGGCGUGUCUGUGACGAGACCGACCCCCCGUGGGAGAAGCUUCCACGCUGCUUCCUCUGCUUUCCUGCGCCCCCCGCUAUUUAUAGCCGGCGUCGGCGCCGUCGCUGCCAGGGGUUUAAGCUAACGGUGUCCGCCUCAGGUGAAUCCGAGUGAACGAAGUGAUCAAGUGACUGCUGUGUUGGGUCGCGGUCGUGAUGGACCUGAAGAGGGCGUUGGACGUGGAGGAGGAGGUGGUGGACGGCGACGAGGAGGAGCUCGCCUGCCCCGACGCCAAACGCCGCCAGACGUACCUCAAUAGCUCGAUGCAGGAGGCCAUUGGCGCGCAGUACAUGCAGCGACAUUUGCCAAAGCUGGAGCCAUUUCUACGCAGAGUUGUGCAGGAGGAGGUGCGCAAUGUUCUUAUCCGCCACAUUGAUUCGGCACACAGGCUCCCACUUCAGUUAAAGACAAGCAGCAAACGGUACAAGCUGCAGUUCCAGGGAAAUCUGCCUCAGACCCUUUUCACAGGCAACAGAGUGGAGGCUGAGAACAAACAGCCUCUCCGGGUUGUUCUGACCGACGCUGCCACGAACCAGACAGUCACCUCUGGCCCCUUGUCCUCCAUGAAGGUUGAGCUCCUCGUUCUCGACGGCGAUUUCAACGCCGAUGAGCGGCUGGAGCACACCGAGAAGGAGUUCAGCGAGAGCAUAGUGUUCGAAAGGGAAGGCAAGAGGCCGCUCCUGUCGGGUGAGGUGAUAAUCGUGCUUGAGAAAGGUGUUGCUUCCAUCCGGGACAUUUCUUUCACGGAUAACUCCAGCUGGAUAAGGAGCCGGAAGUUCAGACUUGGCGCGAGGAUGUCUCGGGCCAGUUCGAUCGAAGAAAGGGUACAGGAAGCUGUGAGCAAUCCUUUUCUAGUUAAGGAUCACCGUGGAGAAGUGUACAAGAAGCAUCAUCCUCCUGCAUUAGCUGAUGACGUAUGGCGCCUGGAGAAGAUUGGAAAAGACGGGGUUUUCCACAAGAAGCUUGCUGACUUUGGAAUCCACACUGUUCAAGACUUCCUUAGGAACUUGGUGAUGGAUCAGUAUGGACUGCGCAGUUUACUUGGCAGUGGAAUGUCAAACAAGAUGUGGGAAUCAACCGUCGAGCACGCCCGGGAGUGCGUGCUGGACGACAAGCUCUACUCCUACUGCAGCGGGCAUGGGAUCAUCCUUCUGUUCAGUUGCAUCUACGAAGUUGUUGGGGUCAUCGUUGGGAGCCACUGCUUCACCUUGAAUGCUCUCACUCCGACACAGAAGGCGCUGGUGGCGAAGCUGCAGCAGGACGCGUACAAGUUUCCAAACCGCAUAACAGAGUUCAAGGUGCAGUCGCAGAGCGCCGACCAGUCGCACACGGUCCAGGCCCCGCCUGCUCCCGUGCCCGCCUCAGCAGCGAGCGCACAGAUGCUCGGCCUUCCUCAAGGUGUUCAGCCUUCAGGCGAGCCGAGCUCGCACGACGGCUUGCUGAACCCGUUCCACCACCAGCCGCUCAACGAGGCCCUGGAGGAUGUGCUGCAGUCGGCCGGCGCGCACCAGCCCGCCGAGCCCUGGUUCCCCUCGUUCGGAGCGGGCGGGUUCGACGCGAGGGACCCGUUCGACGUGCUGCUCGGCGGGUCGCAGCCGUGCGGGCUGCUGCUCUCGAGCACCGGCGGCAGGUUGUGACUUGUGAGAGAGCUGCCAUGGGAUCCGAGUGAUGGCGCCGCCGCUUCGGUUGGAGCGCUGAGCUCCGCUGCUGCAUAGUGGCAUGCAUGGCAUGGGCCCAUCUGAUCUAACUGUCGGCUAACAUGCACGAGUUCUUGUAAUCUUGUUGCUGUUUCAUGUGUUGGGAGAAAGGCAAAGCUGAUGUUGCAGAGAAGAUAAUAACUGGUCUGGUAGUGCAAUUGGUAGGGAUGUGUGAUCUCUGUCAUUUUGGGGUGUAACAUGAAAAGGAACUGUUCUGGGACCUGGGAUUCGACUGUUCACCGGAGUCCCAUGCGUGUUAAACAAUAAAAGCAUAUAACAGGUGCCUU